Rotaria sp. Silwood2 is the source of this 531-nucleotide messenger RNA. Lineage: Eukaryota; Metazoa; Rotifera; Eurotatoria; Philodinida; Philodinidae. The record is from the annotation of a GenBank genome assembly.
AUGAUCGAAGUUGGGCCAAAAGUGUUGAAGACAUUGAAGAAGAUGAAAGAUAUCGGGAAAUGGUUACUAUGGGUUAUCAAAGAUAAAGGAGAAUCUUGGACAGGUCAAUACUUUCGUGACACGAUUUUGACCGAAAAUGUGAUUCCCUUCUUAGAAAAUGAAGAAAAUAUUAUUGAUGUUGAUGAAGUUACAUUUGUUCCUGAUAAAGCACCAUGCAUGCGCGCAAAUAUGACUCAGCAUUUGCUUUAUGAUAACGCCAUUCAGUUUUGGGGUAACGAUAUCUGGCCCGGAAAUUCACCUGAUCUCAAUGUGGCAGAACAUAUUGGAACAAUUAUCAAAGACGAAGUUGAAAAAAAAAUGUUGUUAGAAACUGAACAUAAUCGAUAUCUUGAAAACACGCUCAAGUUGCACCUUUCGGACGUUUUGACAAAUAUGGAAACAGAUACCGAGUUAUUUGAAACCCUUUUAUGUUCAUAUCCAUCUCGGCUUCGAGCAGUAAAAAAUGCUAACGGUCGUCAUACUAAUUAUUGA